Populus euphratica (Euphrates poplar) is the source of this 549-nucleotide messenger RNA. RefSeq names its product LOB domain-containing protein 36-like. The coding region runs from base 1 to 549 and encodes 182 amino acids. NCBI's taxonomy places the organism in Eukaryota, Viridiplantae, Streptophyta, Magnoliopsida, Malpighiales, Salicaceae. The transcript has a single exon. The record is from RefSeq and is a predicted model, not a curated record.
AUGAGGACCCCAAGACCCGUGGAGACAUUGAAAUCUCUUUUUUAUGAGGCCAGGGCUCGUCCUGAACAUCCUGUUUAUGGCUCUGCUGGUUAUGUCUAUUCCCUUCAACGACAAAUUUUCGUAGUUAAUGAACUACUUUUUAAUGCCAAGAAGGAACUUGCAAGUUAUAUUGGUGAAGAACACGUAGGGCUUCCUUCAUGUAUUCCACCGAUCAGAUUGCAAAAGCAGUUGAAUCCUUCUUCUUCGUUUCCAAGUCCACCAAUCCUGAAAUCUGCUCCUCAUGCAGCGGUGAAAUGGGAUCUUUCUAAAAUUGAUCGGAAGGAAAAUGACUUUUUUACCGCAGCGGCUACAUUACAUCAUCAGGGUAUUCCUGCCGUGAUACCAUUAAGGAAUAAGGGACCAACUCCGGACUUACGACAGCAGAAGCAGCAAGAUUUUGUAGGUGAAGCAGACCUGACUUUGGAUCAUGAAUUGGAUAAAAUGGAUCACAGCUCCUCUCAGAUUGAUCAAUCACCAGCGGAUCAUUUCCUCUUGGUUCUUUCUCGGUAG